Messenger RNA from Cyprinodon tularosa, 1686 nucleotides. Its product is annotated as GRIP1-associated protein 1-like. NCBI's taxonomy places the organism in Eukaryota, Metazoa, Chordata, Actinopteri, Cyprinodontiformes, Cyprinodontidae. The record is from RefSeq and is a predicted model, not a curated record. The coding region runs from base 1 to 1686 and encodes 561 amino acids. The transcript has a single exon.
AUGACUUCUGAGAUAGACUUUCAAGCCGCCUUAAGCUCCAGAGACUGGACAAUCGCAGGACUUCACAAUGAAAACAUCAGACUAUCCCAACAUGUGAAUGUUCUCACUGCUGAGCUUAACAAAUUAGAGGCAGUUCAUCAACAUAGCAACUGGAAAGCUAGCCAGCUUCAGAUUGUGCUGAAUGCUAACAUGCAAAGGAUGCAGGAAGCUGCGAUCUGCAUAAGGGCAAAAGACGAGACGAUCACGGCAUUGCAACAAGAAAUCAAGAAGCUGUCAGAAAACAUCAAGACUACUGCUGCUGAGCUUCAGAAAAUGGAAGCAGGGCUUAAAUCUGCCAAUGAAAAAGCGGGACACCUGGAAACCGUGGCAAUUUGUAUGAAGCAAAGGGUGCAGGAAGCUGUGAUCUGCAUAAGCUCAAAAGAUAAGCAGAUCACAGCACUUCAACAAGAAAACAUCAAAUUAUCUGAAAACCUGAAGAGAAAAGCAGUACAGGAAGCUGGCCUCAACUUAAAGUCCACAGAAGAUGGGAGAGCAGCACUUCAACAAGAAAACACCAGAUUAUUAGGACAAAUUAAGGAAAUGGAGGCAGCUCUUCUUGCUGAGUCGGCAAAAGCAAAGGAGGCUGAGAUCUGCUUAGCCAAACAAGUGCAGGAAACCAGUGACUUAAAGGCUGCUUUGGUCAAAAUGGAGAAAGAUCUGGAGGAACAGCAGCACCAGUGGGAGAAAGAAAAAUGCCAACUUAUGGCUAACCAACAACAAAGGGAUGAGGUGGAAGAGCUGAAAAUGCAGUUGGAGUUACAGAAAGCUGAGUUAGAACAGGAAAAUGCUUCUCUGCGUCUGAAAGAGCAGGAAAACAACCAAUUACAUCAGGACGCUGCAAGAAAAAUCAUGGAACUGGAAACGAGUCUGCUUGCUGAGAAAGCCAGAACAAAGGAGGCUGAGAUCUGCUUAGCCAAACAAGUGCAGGAAACCAGUGAAAUAAAGGCUACUUUGGUCAAAAUGGAGAAAGACUUGGAGGAACAGCAGCACCAGUGGGAGGAAGAAAAAUGCCAACUUAUGGCUAACCAACAACAAAGGGAUGAGGUGGAAGAGCUGAAAAUGCAGUUGGAGUUACAGAAAGCUGAGUUAGAACAGGAAAAUGCUUCUCUGCGUCUGAAAGAGCAGGAAAACAACCAAUUACAUCAGGACGCUGCAAGAAAAAUCAUGGAACUGGAAACGAGUCUGCUUGCUGAGAAAGCCAGAACAAAGGAGGCUGAUACCUGCUUAGCUGAGAAAGAGCAGGAAACCAGUGACUUAAAGGCUGCUUUGCUGAAGAUGGAACAAGAUAUGAAGAAGCAAACAAGGCUCUGGGACCGUGAAAAGUCCUGUCUCCUAAGCAAGGGAACGCUGCUCAGGAGUGUUCAGCAGCAGAACACUAUUAGAAAACUGGACGUAGCUAUUGAAGAGCUUGAGGAGGUUCUUUAUGAUGAAAGGGAGCAGUGGGAAACAGAGAAGUACUACCUUCGAAAGAAAGUUAAAGAUGCUCAGAAGACUCUGAAAGAGAUGGAGGAGGAGAAGAACAAAGUAACAGAGAGCCUUAUGGAGGAGCUCAAAAAUCUGCAACAGGAGUCGGAAAGAAAACAAAAAAAGAAAUCUUUAAGGAAAAGAAUUGUCAACCUCUUUAAAAGCCAUAAGUCAGAAAAAUAA